CGAAUCGUAAGUUUAAAUGAAAACUGGGCAGCAAGAUAUUCCAAAACAUCGAAUCAGAUCGGGCAUCUUAACUCUACUCAAAAACCAGACCAAAACGGAAGUCUGGUCUCAUAAAAUCAAGUACACCAGAUCAAAACGGAGAAAAUCCAAGCCCUUAAAUAAUAAAAAAAAAAACGGAGAAAACAUUUAAAACUAUUAAUACUAUUAUUCUGUGCCAUUCUGUAAUCUGUGACUGUGGUUCUGUGGUGCAUUGUUUUAUUUCAGUCUGUUGGUUUUAUUUAGCGUUGCCGUGGUACUUAUUUCUAAAAUGAAGUCCAAAAAACGCCAUCAAACUUCUUCGGAGGAAUCUGAGCAAUCGGACGACAGUGCAAAAUCAAGCAGUUCUUCUGAUAGUGAAACUGAAGAAUCAUCUGCGUCGGAGCACCGGUACAAGAAAAAAAGAAAACGUGCUGGUUCAUCAGAUUCGGAAAGCGAUAGUGAAGAUCAUAAACGUUCGAAGAAACGUAAGCAUAAGAAAAAGAAGAAGAAGCAUGAAAAGAAGAAGCGACGAGCAAAUUCGGAAGAAGUUAGUGCUUCAGCUGAGGAAGUGUCUUCUGUCAGUGAAGGUGAAAUUUCACCAAAAAAGAAACGCAAGCAUAAACACAAACAUAGCAAACGUGCUCAUAAUUCGUCAGAAAGUGAAAUAGAAGAAGUUCAUGUGGAGAGGCGUCUUCAUAGUGUGGUGAAAGAGCGUAGAGCUGCUUCUGAGGAUAGUCAGCCAUCAAGAACUUACUAUCAAAAGGAGUAUCGUCAUUCAGCUUCUGAUGAAGAGUAUGAGAGAGAAAGGGAGGUGCAGAGAUUUUACCGUGGUUCUAGUAAGGAACGCAAACAUCAAUAUCAGGAGCAGUAUUAUGACAGAGACAGGAAUAAUAGAUUUGGAUCAUAUCAUCCUGAUAAAAAUAAAGACAAAUAUGGCAAUUUCUCCCAUUACAAUGAUACAAACCAAGAUUUCUCUAGAAGACAACAGGAAAUGGAUGAAUACAAAAGGCAACACAGAUAUGAAGAGCACAGACCUCAAGGUGAAUAUAGGAAGAAACCAAAAGAAGAUGCUUACCAUCCUCAACGUGAUGAUACCAGAGGAUACCAACGAUAUAACCAGUAUGAAGACAGAGGACCUAAACGUCGUGAUUAUGAUGAUGGAAGGGAUUAUCGAGAAAGGCGUCCAGAAGGAGAACAGUACCGGGAACGAGACUAUCCAGACAAAAGAGACAAGUACCGGGAGGAGGCUUAUGCUGCAGACAGGCAGCGGGAAGCUGCUCGUCGCGAGCGUCCUGGCAGAUCAGAUAAGCCAUCGUCAACGCACGAUAGGGUUGCGUCUCGGUCUAGAAGUCCUGAUGGGCGUUAUCGGGAUCGUCCACCGGCGCGUGUAGACAGAGGAAAUGAUAGAAGUGGGGUAGAGAAGAAUGCAGCCAGGGGUAUGAAUAGGGGAGGAGACAGGGGACCGGACAGGGGAGAUAGGGGUCCGGAUAGGGGAGAUAGGGGCCCGGAUAGGGGAGGGGAUCGACCUCGCCCGUCCGCUAGGUCGAACGAUAAGCCACGUGAAAGGAAAACUAGAUUUGGUGAAGCAGAUGACAAAGAAUAUACCUGGGGCAAAACAGAAGUGAAGAAAGAAGGUGAUAAAAACCCAGGUGAUAAAGAAAAACCAAACUUUGGACUGUCAGGAAAGUUGACUGCUGACCAAAACACUGUCAAUGGUGUGGUCAUCAAGUACACGGAACCCGAUGACGCUAAACAACCUAAAAGACGAUGGAGGUUCUACCCGUUCAAAGGCGAUAAGGCGUUGCCUAUCCUCUACAUUCACCGUCAAUCGGCAUUCCUAAUCGGGCGGGAUAAAAAAGUUGUAGACAUCGCGUUGGAACACCCGUCUAUCAGUAAACAGCACGCGGCGUUGCAGUUCCGCGCUACUCCGUUCACUAGACCCGAUGGAUCGCAGGGGAGGAGAGUGCGGCCAUACGUCAUCGAUCUGGAUUCCGCGAACGGCACCUUCGUGAACAACAAAAAGAUAGAUGGUCGCCGUUAUGUGGAGUUAUUAGAGCGCGACGUAGUAAAGUUCGGGUUCUCGCAACGUGAAUACGUUCUUUUACACGAGAACAGUAAGGAUGACGCCCAAGACGACGAUAACGAUGCCCCGCCGGUCACUACCACAGACCAGAUCAAGCAGGAGAAACGAGUCAAACAGGAAUUGGUGGAAGACGGCGAUUAACUAGAAAGAUAAAAUCAAAUUUUAAAGGAUAACAAGAAGGACUUCCUUGAGUUUAGCCUGACGUAAUAUCAUCUUAAUCUCUCAUAAUAUACUGUAGAACGCCGAUUAUCCAAAUUAACCGACCGGAGUCGAUUCGGAUAAUCAAAAAUGCGGAUAAUUAAUCGGACAUGGACUGGUAAUAAAGAAAAACGAACUGUCACACAUAGAAUAAACUUCAUUAAGUUUAACAAAUACAGUUCUACAAUACUAGAUACAAUAACAGAGGUACAUAGUAGCAAAACAAAGACAAAAAUAAGAACCGUAAACCAUGUAGUGUCUUGCCUCUAGCUUUCAACCAUAACAGUUGAAAUAUAUCUGGACUCCAGCGAGUUCCAACUUGUCAGAACAAAAAAAAUUUAGUUUGUUUUAAUUUUUUGAUUCGGUUAAUCGGCGUUCGGAUAAUCGGCGUUCUAUUGUACCGCUUUCUCCAGACACAAAUUUAAUUUAUGGCGCGGAUCCGCGUUCCGUCACUCUAAACGCAAAAUGCCGGCACUUAGCUAUACGUGUUUACUAUUUAUAAACUUGAUAUCAGUCUGUCCUUUUCAUUCCUUAUAAAGCACGAUCAGAACAGACUGUUGGUCAGUUUACAAAUAGCAAAUACGAAUAGCCAAAUUGAGUGCUGGUAUGAGAUUCAGUCGGCACCCUUAAUUAAUAAAAUCUAUGUGUUAUAUAUGUUUAGAAAAAACAGUUUCUUUUUCUAGUGAUAUCAAAUGUCGAAGGCACAAGUAUGGGUUUAUGUUAGGUAAAAGAUGCAAUCGCAGAAGUUGAAAAAGAUAUUAAACUAUUAUGUAUAU
Chilo suppressalis (striped riceborer) is the source of this 3075-nucleotide messenger RNA. The record is from the annotation of a GenBank genome assembly. NCBI's taxonomy places the organism in Eukaryota, Metazoa, Arthropoda, Insecta, Lepidoptera, Crambidae.